AUGAGCUGCAGCAGUGUUGCAGAAUCGGAGUUCUCGGAGGAAGAGCUGGAGCUUGGCGUGCUGUGCCAAGGGGAGGACGAGGGAAGUCCCAAGGCGCCUUUCCAAGACAGCGAGAGCUCAACGUGCAGCCCAAGCGACCCCGAAGAAGGCCAGACCAAGAAGCGCAACCGUCCCGUCCGCUCAAAGGCGCGAAGAAUGGCCGCCAACGUCCGCGAGCGGAAGCGCAUCAUGGACUACAACCAGGCCUUCAAUGCCUUGCGCGUCACUCUGAACCAUGACCUCAGCGGCAAACGGCUCUCCAAGAUCGCCACGCUGCAGAGGGCCAUCAACCGCAUCUCUGCUCUCUCGGUAUUCCUGAGCUCCAACCCCACGAGCAAGCCCUGCACCCACCGGGAGUGCAACAGGUCGUCAGCGGGGCCAGCUGCGAUGGGAGCAUCUCGACUGGAGCAGACCAGGGCGACGGUGCCUCGCCUGGAGCACAUGAGCUAUGGGCCCUGGCACACAUCCAUCUCUCACCAGAUGCAGCCACAACAAGGGCCUCACUCGCACCGACUGCCCACGGAGCCGCAUGUCUACAUGGAUAACGCCGCAUCAUCGUGUCCCCCGUCUCCACACUACCCUUGUUAUCCCACCGAGGGACAGCUUUACGCCUCGUAUGGACACUGUGGCAGCCCCCACGACCUUCCGCCUAGCCCUCUGCGGUACCCCCAGGUGGGUGAGGGGUUGGGGUACCAGCCAGGCGUGUGGGCCUCCUGCACUCAGAAAUACAUGGACGCUUUUGUGGAGCCUCCUCCAGCUCUGGGGCUUCCCUGGCAGGUGAGCUACCCGGAGCACAGCCUCUCUCUGGGCUCUGACAUACUGUGA
Messenger RNA from Anarrhichthys ocellatus (wolf-eel), 864 nucleotides. It is a transcript of the gene bhlha9, whose product is annotated as basic helix-loop-helix family, member a9. The record is from RefSeq and is a predicted model, not a curated record. The coding region runs from base 1 to 864 and encodes 287 amino acids. Gene Ontology annotation, cellular component: nucleus. Gene Ontology annotation, molecular function: DNA-binding transcription factor activity; E-box binding; protein dimerization activity. The transcript has a single exon. Lineage: Eukaryota; Metazoa; Chordata; Actinopteri; Perciformes; Anarhichadidae. Gene Ontology annotation, biological process: positive regulation of transcription by RNA polymerase II; axon development; sensory organ development.